Drosophila subobscura is the source of this 1485-nucleotide messenger RNA. RefSeq lists its product as uncharacterized. NCBI's taxonomy places the organism in Eukaryota, Metazoa, Arthropoda, Insecta, Diptera, Drosophilidae. The record is from RefSeq and is a predicted model, not a curated record. The transcript is spliced from 2 exons. The coding region runs from base 210 to 1424 and encodes 404 amino acids.
GUCGAGCACACACGCAUGCGCAGCACUCGUAGACUCACUCGCGCCGCGUCCGAAGGAACUGGAAUAUCCAUCUGCAAAUAUAUAGAACAUACACCCAUUAAAUCUGUGCAGUUUGUGCCUUUUUUUUGAAGUGGAGAAUAAACUGUGAAAAGCACCCACAACCUCACCCACACCGAGGAGAGCAGCCGCCGGCCAGAGACCAGAACAAGAUGCUCAAGUGGGCCGUCAACCAGCCACGACCCUCGUACAUGGAGGAGUCUGCAGCCACGCCAAUGGGCAGGGGAACGGCAACUGGAACUGGAACUGCUGCAGGAGUGGAGGCAAGCAGCUACAGCGAGUUCCAUGCGCUGCGAGGAAAGCUCAAGCGAAAGUCCCUCUGCCUGGCCCUGGCCCACGGACAGGGGAAGGAGAACCAGCUGACCUCGACGCCACUGCCCGCCAGCUCCCUGUCCAUGCAACCACGGACACCGCUGCUCAAGGACCUCAGCAACAUCAUGUCCUCGCCCCUCACUACACCCACACCCCGCCCACACACUGCAGCAGCAGCUCCCACCGCCUACGCCUCCACCCUGCCGACCUUCGAGGCGGAGUACUCCCCGAGUGCGGCCAUCAUCCCGGGUCCCCUGCUCGCCCUCCGCGGCAUGGGCAUCCCCGACAGCUACUUCGAGAAGCCGCGCUACCUGGAGCUAAAGGCCCUGCCCCAGCCCCUGCCCGUGCCACAAGCUCCUGCCACGAAGAGCGGCCAGACAACGCUCAGCUCCAGCCAGAUGGGAGACGUGACGCUGGAGCGGAUGAUCGAUGCCAUUCUGGAGAGCACCCGCAAGGCGCCAGCUCCCCGGCAGCAGCGUCAACGUCUGCGUCAUCGCCACAGACAUCACCCCCUGAGCAGCACCACCUCCGCUGACACCGCCACCCACUCGCCCACCUACCGACCCGCCUUCGACCCAGCCAGCGACCUCUGCGAGUACUGGAAGUCGCCGCACGCGAGUGGCUACGAGGAGCGGGAGGUACGCUCCCCCCAGCCUCCACCGGAACUGCCAGCCACAGCCACAGCCCCAGACGGGAGUCAAUCCCAGGGGAAGAGGCUAUCCCUGCAGCUGCGGAGGCAGCGCGUGGUGCGACGCAAACGGAAGAUCGCCACCAGAAUCUCCUCCAGUGUGCGGCAUUCCGCCCAGAAGCUGCUGGCGGCCGCUCGCUCCGCCCAGAAGAUCCGCCACAUCAGCCCCGACAGCGGCCACAACUCCACCAGCGACUGCGAGCUGGACGAGGAGCAUUCCAAUCCCAUUCUGGCAAUGGGACUGGGAUUGGGCGGCGAGGAGCUUGAGGCCUCUUGCCAGCUGGAUGCCAUGUGGCUGCAGGCGCAGGCGCAUAUCAGGGACGCCACCAAGAGGCGCCUCAGCUUCUCCAUGUCGGAGGCCAGCUGAGGAUCUUCUUCUGGGAUCAGUCCAUAUUUUUUUUAUCACUUUUUUUUCUUAGCCGUAAGCA